CCGCUUGUGUGUGGAGUUGGUGGGCAAAUGCGGCUCCUUGGCAAAAAAUCAUCGAUUUAAAACCGAUUUUCAGAAAAUAGAGCGCAGCGAUCAAUAAUUGCAAAGUCUGAUGAAGGGUUGCCGUGGCAACCAGGCGAUGACCUCGAAUUGCUCCGAAAGCUAGGACAACGUGAGAGGCAUUUGGAAUACAUAGCGGAGAAACUCGUUGGUGAUCUAACAUCAAAUACAGUUUGUACUUUGAAGUCAAGUUUCAAAGGAUAACGCCCAAAUCAGAUUUACAACUGUCUGAACAAAUUUAUGUCAAUGCAGACUUGCGUCGGUCUUUGAUCAGAUAAAUUUAUGCGCAAGUUUCAUUCAAAUUACAAUCGUAACAAACUUCAUUUAGAAACGUUGACAUUAUUGAAAUAUUCAAAUAUUUAGAUUUUGUUUAAUAUUGAUUUCACGACCUUGAAACAGUGUGCAGUCAACAGUCUUGGCUGGCCUUGACCUUGACCUAGUUUUUUGGUGAGUCAUCCUCGGUGCCUUACGGAUGUUUAUGAGUGCAAUUGACGACUGGAUGUUCGCCGAAGUCAUUUAGAUGAUUGGAUGAUUGUAUUGAUGGUGACGAUGCGUCUACGCCCGGACGUUUGUGGCCAAUUUGACAUAACUGUGGCAUCGUUGAAGUAAUUUAUUUCACGAACGUCCUUCUGUGAUAAUUUGAUCAAGAGUUUCGUAUCUCAAGACAGGAUCCUUUAGGAGUGAUAUAUCAUUUGAGAUUAAAGUUCUUCGCCUUGCCACAGAGCUGAGGAUGAGCAGGGAUUGAAAUCCCAAGUGCCGGCAUCAGUAUAUAACAUUACACGACUUUGAAUUGAAAAGCCAUCGAGAAAAGUCAAGGAAUCUUUACAUUCAAAAAUUCUAGUUCCGCACUUGGCCACUGAUGGCGCAAUGACGUGAGAACCGGAGUAAAUCAUGUCGAAUUCAGCUCCAACCUCAGCUGACGCCUGCCUCAGUAUUGUGCAUAGUUUGAUGUGUCACCGCCAGGGUGGCGAGAGUGAAUCGUUUGCCAAACGCGCCAUCGAGAGCUUGGUGAAGAAGCUGAAGGAGAAGCGCGAUGAGUUAGACUCGUUGAUCACGGCGAUUACGACAAACGGUGCACAUCCAUCGAAGUGCGUGACGAUACAGCGGACACUGGAUGGACGAUUACAGGUGGCAGGACGUAAGGGCUUCCCUCAUGUGAUCUACGCACGCAUUUGGCGUUGGCCGGACUUGCAUAAAAACGAGUUGAAACAAGCCAAGUUUUGCCAGUUCGCCUUUGAUUUGAAGCAGGACAGCGUGUGUGUGAAUCCAUAUCAUUAUGAGAGGGUGGUGUCUCCUGGCAUUGACUUAUCGGGCCUGACACUCCACCAGACAGCACCACCUCAACGCCUCAUCACAGAUGGCUUCAUACACGACGUCAAGGUCGACGGGAAGGCGUCGACAGGUGGACCGCCAUCUUUAUCAGGACCAAGCUCCAUAAUGAGUCCACUGUUGUCCCCGGGCAGCAUGAGCCAGGGCUCGCCACAGCCCCAGUCGACGGUCCAACACAACAGUCAAGCGUCCUCUAUUGGGCAGAUGACACAGGCGCAGCAGUCGACGAUACAGAACAUGGUGCAGGCAUCGAUGGCGCUGGUACAGCAACAACAACAACAACAAACACACGCGCAGAGCGGACAGACGCAGUCCUCUGGCCAUCCGCUUAGCCCUGGUAGUUUGGGCAGCCCUAACUCCAACCUGGGCAGCAUUCAUUUAGAAACUAAUAACCUCAGUCGUACACCAAGUUCGACGAUGGCGCAUCCAUUGUCGCCACAGAAUCAGAUCGAAUCGUUCAACCAGAUGGUUCACUCGCCGGCGAUCGCUGCGACGAUGGCAUCACAGUCCACAUCACAGUUCACACGAAGUGGAACUACAACAUGGGCUGGCAACAAUACGGCAACAUAUACACAAGCCAUGCACCCAGAUAACCAGUUCUGGAGCCAGAACAACCAGCUAUCAUCGGACGUAGCUAUUCAACAGCCAAUAUCCAACCUACCACCGCCAGAGUUUUGGUGCACGAUCGCCUACUUCGAGCUCGAUCAGCAGGUCGGCGAGACGUUUAAAGUCCCGUCGAGUUGCCCGACUGUGACGGUCGAUGGUUACACGGACCCGUCGAGCGUGGAUCGAUUCUGUAUCGGCCAGCUUUCGAAUGUGCACCGAACAGAAGCAAGUGAAAGAGCAAGAUUACACAUUGGUAAAGGCGUACAGCUCGACUGCCGAGGAGAGGGCGAUGUUUGGAUCCGUUGCCUAAGCGACCACAGUGUAUUCGUCCAAAGCUACUACCUGGAUCGCGAGGCAGGCCGGGCACCCGGGGACGCGGUGCAUAAAAUUUAUCCCAGUGCUUACAUAAAGGUGUUCGACCUCCGUCAGUGCCAUAGACAGAUGCAGCAGCAGGCAGCAUCAGCUCAAGCAGCCGCGGCAGCACAAGCAGCCGCGGUGGCGGGAAAUGUCCCUGGACCCGCGUCUGUGGGGGGUAUUGCACCUGCUGUUGGUCUUUCUGCUGCUGCCGGGAUAGGGGUUGACGACCUGAGACGCCUCUGCAUUCUACGGUUAAGUUUCGUCAAAGGCUGGGGACCAGAUUAUCCACGCCACAGCAUUAAGGAGACGCCAUGUUGGAUUGAAGUGCACCUGCAUCGAGCUCUGCAGCUUCUUGACGAGGUUCUACAAGCGAUGCCCCUUCAUGAGGGGGUACGACCACAGAGGCCUUUCUUGCUGGGAUAAACGGAUUGAGACUUUGAAACAUAAACUAUGUGCUCUGCUGCUCUAUAGUCUUUUUCAUCCUACAUGAACAAUGGUUGGGACUCAGUUAAGGAGCGUUUCAAAUUCUGAAUUAGGUUCUACACGCAUUGCCUCAUCACACGAAUUUGAACCGAAAAGGCUGUUUGUGGUUAACUGAUUGUGACUUUGACUUGAAAGAAUGGUUCAUGUUUCUCUCUUCUUUUUCAACCCGGAUUCAGUGGGAGGUUCUCCCAUAACCAAGGGAUCUUUACUAAAGAUAUCAAGUUUUUGAAGGUCACAGGGCUUUGAUACUUGCAGUUCUGAGAGGGAUAAAUAUCGACAGUUGAUUCUCAAUUUUUUGCGUCCACAUCUGACUGCUGGUCUAAGUGUGUCUGCUUUACCCUAGAGCGCCUCCUGAUAGUAAUUCUUGAAACUAUCAUGAAAUGAGAUUCUUUGCCGUUGUGGGCGUUAACUUGAUAAACUUAUAAUUUAUAUUCAUGUCAUCUUUAUGAAAUUGAAACCUUUCAAAUUAACUUGUAAUUUAUAUUCAAGUCAUCUUAAUGAAAUUGAAACCUUUCAAAUUCACUUACAAAUGUCAACGUUUUUAAUGAACGAUGUCGGCCUUUAAUCUAGUGAGUUCACCUGUGAAUUACAGCAGCAAACAUGGAGUUGGGAGUCCACAAAAACGAAAAAUUCGCAUAAAAUUUGUGUACUUAUGGCUUGGCGAAUAUUAGCCAGUUAAAUUCAAUUUCAUGUACCGAAAUGUUCCUUGUACAUAUUUACUGUCUUUCCUUUGAAAUCCGUAGAAAUAGAUCCUGCUGACCCCCAUGAGGAAAAUGGGUUACUCCAGUGAAUAGAAAAACGUAUAGAAUUGGGUGAAUCCAUUUGUUGUUAUGGCGAUGAUAGGUAAUAGAAAAUAAGUGUUUUUGCAUGUGACUUUCAUGGAUGUUCUUGUGAUCCUCACAAUCCUCACAAAAUUUCUGCUGUAGACCGAAGGAAUUGGUCAUAACGUCCAGUCAAUACGUGUACUUUAUGAUAUUAAGUAAAUACAAUUGGUUUUAAGCUUUUCAUGAAAAGGAUAUUUUGAGAGAUAUUUGUGGCAUAACAGUUUCAUGGCAUUGUUAGCGAAUCUCUCCUGAAAUAUCUGAAAUAUUGAAUCUGAACCAAGCAUCUGCUCAAGAGAUGGAGCAGACGACAUCUACUGCAAAUAAACAUCUGUUGUCUGCACAAGAGAGAGCAGACGGCACCUGAUGUAAACAAACCUUGGUCGUCUGCUCAAUCUUCGCAGUGUAAAUGAAAAUGAAAUGAAAUGAAAUGAAAUGAAAUGAAAUGAAAUGAAAAGAAACCUACAUCUAGAUCAAUCUGCCCGUCCUGAUGGUUACUGAUUAUAGUUUGCAAAAUAUUUCAUGAAAAGUUGAACCCUUCUGUGGCCGAGUGACAAGAGAGUAAAACCAGUGAAUUUUUAACAAUUUUUGUAAAUUUUUUCCUUUUCUAAAAACUUUAAAAAUAUGACUUAUUCGACAAUUUGUUAAUUAUAAUGAGAUUGUAUGCUACUUUUUGCAUAAUAAUUGUAAGAAAUUAUUGAUGUUCCUGAUUGUGGAUGUGAUGUCUAAAGUGAAAACAGCAAACCUCAUUUGAGACGUUGUCCACCAAUGGAGAGGUAGUCCACCAAUGGAGAGGGUGUCCACCAAUGGAGGUUCCACUACAGUUAGGUUUGGGGUGUCUGUCCCUACUGUGACUUGGGCGGUAUGUGCAUGGUAUGUUCCCCUGUCGAAAAAACAAUCGGGCAUUGCCCACUUUAGGAAAAACUCCAUCUAAGCAGGUCCCAGCUUCAUGAUAAGAACACACCAUAGUUGCUUAAAGGCCCAGUAUGUCCAUGUAUACUUAGUUAUUAUGUAACCUGCCUGCUAGUGCCCUACAUUGUUUCUUUGAUAAAUUCAUAAGAAAAUUAAAAAAAUCUGAAAUGUCAAAUUUUGAUGGUGUACUUGGCCUUUAAAGUUUUUCUUUGUAAUUGGAGGACAACACUUUAUCAUACUCUCCUGUAAGAUAUGAAUUAACAAAUAUAGAUAUAUAU
Molecule: messenger RNA, 4843 nt
Organism: Lineus longissimus
Lineage: Eukaryota; Metazoa; Nemertea; Pilidiophora; Heteronemertea; Lineidae
Product: mothers against decapentaplegic homolog 4-like
Exons: 11
Coding region: 949-2772 (607 amino acids)
Biological process (GO): BMP signaling pathway; SMAD protein signal transduction; anatomical structure morphogenesis
Cellular component (GO): heteromeric SMAD protein complex
Molecular function (GO): DNA-binding transcription factor activity, RNA polymerase II-specific; I-SMAD binding; RNA polymerase II cis-regulatory region sequence-specific DNA binding
Source: RefSeq, a predicted model, not a curated record